GAAACAAUCCUUACAAUUAAAGUUGGAGUAAAAUAAUACUCCGUACUCAAUAUUUGUUUGACUAAGUAGGAAUAUUUUGAUAAAGAGGCUAAAAUCGAAAAGUGGGAAAUUUUUUGUGAAGCAGAGGAAAUAUACACAAAGAUGUGCUCUCUUUUGGCAGGCAAUAUAUAUGCUAGCUUCAUACGGAAUAGUCAUAUGUAUGUGUGCUAAAUCUACCACUUAAUUUUCUCUUACUUAAUUUCAAUUUUCACAGUUCUACUCCUCUCUAUUUUCUAGCUGCCUUUAUAUCUGGCUCCAAAAUGGGAACAACAAAACAGAACAAUACUCUGCCUUUUCAGAUUGUUAUAUUGUUAGGUAUAACUUCAUUUCUUACCCUUAAUGCCGUGCAACAUCAACCGGGGCACCAUCAUCGACGACAAGGUGGUGUAAUUAACAAGUUCAUGCGACCGAAACUAGAGCUAAAACAAUGCAAUAUUUUCCAAGGUCAGUGGGUUUGGGAUCCUUCAUAUCCUAUGUAUGAUUCUUCUAAAUGUCCAGGCAUUCGCAAGGAAUUCGACUGCCAGAAGUACGGCCGCCCCGAUAAAUACUAUCUCAAGUUCCGGUGGCAGCCAGAUCACUGUGAUCUCCCAAGGUUUGAUGGGGUGGAAUUCCUAAAGAGAAUGGCGGGAAAGAAGAUAAUGUAUGUUGGGGAUUCACUUAGUCUUAACAAUUGGCAGUCAUUAGUGUGCCUGCUUCAUGCUGCUGUUCCAAACUCCAAUAUUACACAACAACAGACUAUUGGUGGAAUCAAAUCCUGGAUUUUUGGGGAUUAUGGUGUUUCAAUAAUAUCAUAUCCUUCUAACUACCUAGUCGACAUCGAGAGCGAGCAAAUAGGGCGAGUUCUAAAGCUCAACUCCCUUAAGGAUGGCAACAUUUGGAAAGAUACGGACGUUUUGAUUUUCAACACUUGGCUUUGGUGGACUGUGAAGGGGCCUAAGCAAUCUUGGGACUAUAUUCAAGAUGGGACGAUGAUAUUAAAGGAUAUGAACCGCAUGGAUGCAUAUAGAAAAGCAUUAACGACAUUGGCAAAUUGGGUAGAUUCUGAAAUCGAUCCUAUAAAGACUAGAGUUUUCUUCCAAGGAACCAAUCCUUCACACUACAAUGGACAAGAGUGGAAUGCAACGGGAGUGAUGGAUUGUUCAAAGGAGACGAUGCCUGUGAAAGGAUCAACAUACGCAGGUGAAGUACCACCAGCACUAGAGGUGGUGAAACAAGUGUUAAGUACCAUUUCGAAAUCCAUUCAUCUACUCGAUAUCACAACCCUCUCACAACUAAGGAAAGACGGGCACCCGAGUUCUUAUAAUGGGUUUAAGGGUAUGGAUUGUACUCAUUGGUGUGUGGCUGGCCUUCCUGAUAUUUGGAAUCAACUUUUGUAUACAUGUCUUUUUUACAUCUCAUUUUAGCAACCACCGCUGUCUGCUGAUAGAUAUAAGAAAAAUGCGGAUACAAGUAAACAUUUUAUAGAAACAGACAUACUGUGGACUGUGGAGUAACGGUGAGAGGGUAAAAUGCACAUGUAUUAACGCUAAAAUUGAAUAAAGCAUGUAAUUUGUUAACAUAUUUUAAAAACAGACUAAAAUCAAGCUUGUUAACAUUUUAUAGAAACAAA
This is a messenger RNA of Spinacia oleracea (spinach), 1648 nucleotides long. Its product is annotated as protein trichome birefringence-like 38. The transcript is spliced from 5 exons. The coding region runs from base 300 to 1442 and encodes 380 amino acids. Gene Ontology annotation, molecular function: O-acetyltransferase activity. Lineage: Eukaryota; Viridiplantae; Streptophyta; Magnoliopsida; Caryophyllales; Amaranthaceae. The record is from RefSeq and is a predicted model, not a curated record. Gene Ontology annotation, cellular component: Golgi apparatus.